GUUCAGCUUGUUGGGUUGGAUGAAGAAAGCUCUGAAUUCAUUUGCAGAAAUACUUUUGAUCACCCCUAUCCUACUACCAAGCUCAUGUGGAUCCCAGAUACUAAAGGAGUUUAUCCAGACCUUUUGGCAACCAGUGGUGACUACCUGCGUGUGUGGAGAGUGGGUGAAACAGAGACCAGACUAGAAUGUCUGCUGAACAACAAUAAGAAUUCUGAUUUUUGUGCUCCACUGACCUCCUUUGAUUGGAAUGAAGUGGAUCCUUAUCUGUUAGGUACUUCUAGCAUUGACACAACUUGUACUAUCUGGGGUUUGGAAACUGGCCAGGUGUUGGGAAGAGUGAAUUUAGUGUCUGGCCAUGUCAAGACUCAGUUGAUUGCCCAUGACAAAGAGGUUUAUGAUAUUGCAUUCAGCCGUGCCGGAGGUGGGAGAGACAUGUUUGCUUCUGUUGGUGCUGAUGGCUCAGUGAGGAUGUUUGACUUAAGGCACUUGGAACAUAGCACUAUUAUCUAUGAGGAUCCUCAGCAUCAUCCUUUGCUUCGCCUUUGCUGGAAUAAACAAGACCCUAACUACCUUGCAACAAUGGCAAUGGAUGGUAUGGAGGUGGUGAUUCUAGAUGUCAGAGUUCCUUGUACACCAGUUGCCAGACUGAAUAACCACCGAGCAUGUGUGAAUGGUAUUGCUUGGGCACCACAUUCUUCUUGCCAUAUCUGCACAGCAGGUAAAGAUAAUUUGUAUUCCUCCUCUCUUAUUUGGGCAUCUAAGAGUUGAUUGGGAUUUACUAUCAUUUCCAAAUGUGAACGCAAGUUUGUAGUCCUAAGUGCUCUGUAUAUAAUUUGAAGGCUAACAAAUACACCAACAAAAUCAAAGGCACGAGAU
Messenger RNA from Thamnophis sirtalis, 876 nucleotides. The record is from RefSeq and is a predicted model, not a curated record. NCBI's taxonomy places the organism in Eukaryota, Metazoa, Chordata, Lepidosauria, Squamata, Natricidae.